This is a messenger RNA of Staurois parvus, 984 nucleotides long. The record is from the annotation of a GenBank genome assembly. Lineage: Eukaryota; Metazoa; Chordata; Amphibia; Anura; Ranidae.
UCUGAACCCGGCAUUCACUAUAUCCGCUCUCCCCGGACCCCGCACUCACUAUAUCCGAUCUCCCCGGACCCCGCAUUCACUAUAUCCGCUCUCCCCGGACCCCGCAUUCACUAUAUCCGCUCUCCCGGACCCCGCACUCACUAUAUCCGCGCUCUCCCCGGACCCCGAAUUCCCUAUAUCCUCUCUCCCUCGACCCCAGCGUUCACUAUAUCCUCUCUCCCCGGACCCCGCAUUUCACUAUAUCCUCUCUCCCCUGGACCCCGCGUUUCACUAUAUACGUCUCUCUCCCGGACCUCGCGUUCACUACAUCCGCUCUCCCCGGACCCCGCGUUCACUACAUCCGCUCUCCCCGGACCCCGCGUUCACUACAUCCGCUCUCCCCGGACCCCGCGUUCACUACAUUCGCUCUCCCCGGACCCCCGCGUUCACUACAUCCGCUCUCCCCGGACCCCGCGUUCACUACAUCCGCUCUCUCCCCGGACCCCGCGUUCACUACAUCCGCUCUCCCCGGACGCCGCGUUCACUACAUCCGCUCUCCCCCCCGGACCCCGCGUUCACUACAUCCGCUCUCCCCGGACCCCGCGUCUCACUACAUCGCUAUCCGCUCUCCCCUCUGGACCCCCGCGUCCACUACAUCCGCUCUCCCCGGACCCCCCCGCGUUCACUACAUCCGCUCUCCCCGGACCCCGCGUUCACUACAUCCGCUCUCCACGGACCCCGAACUCCCUAUAUCCUCUCUCCCUCGACCCCGCGUUCACUAUAUCCUCUCUCCCCGGACCCCGCGUUCACUAUAUCCGCUCUCCCCGGACCCCAGCGUUCACUACAUCCGCUCUCCCCGGACCCCGCGUUCACUACAUCCGCUCUCCCCCGGACCUUGCGUUCACUACAUCCGCUCUCCCCGGACCCCGCGUUCACUACAUCCGCUCUCCCCGGACCCCGCGUUCACUACAUCCGCUCUUCCCCGGACCCCGCGUUCACUACAUC